Messenger RNA from Cannabis sativa, 893 nucleotides. RefSeq lists its product as uncharacterized. Bases 135 to 893 code for a protein of 252 amino acids. The transcript has 4 exons. The record is from RefSeq and is a predicted model, not a curated record. NCBI's taxonomy places the organism in Eukaryota, Viridiplantae, Streptophyta, Magnoliopsida, Rosales, Cannabaceae.
UCAGAGUGAGUGAUUUUUAAUUAUUAAAGGUUGUAAUAAUUUUAUGUCCUCAUUUACAAAUUAACAUAAUUUUAAAUUAUUUUAUUACAUAGUACUACUUUGAUAUCGAUGGGAAUCCCCACCGAGACCUACUUAUGGGGACUUUAUAUUCGGUGAUGGCGGAGCGGUAUAGUGAGCGAAAGACGCUCAGACACAAGCAUUUCAAACAACAUUACAAAAAACCAGAAGAUUGGGACACAGUUCUCAAAUUCCCCCCUGACUACUUGAAUACUGAGACUUGGAAACCGGUUUGCGAAUUGUUCGUUAGCGAGGCAUUUUUGAAUCGUUCAACUAAAAAUAAAUCGAAUCGGCAACUAAUGAAAUAUCCAACAACGCAAGGCACAAAAUCGUUGGCGUCCAUACGCCACGGAAUGGGGGGUACUCCUGGAGAGCAUGUAGUUGACGCAUGGAAGGAGAUCCAUGUGAAAAAACCGUCUGGAACUUUCGUUAAUGAAUUAGCUGCAAAAGAUUAUGAGGAACUGAUCAAGGAGCUUGAUAGGAAGCGACUUGAACGACAAUCCCAGAGCGAUACUGGGACUGAAUCUGAAUCUGAUACUGGUUAUCAGUUUGACGUAAUGGAAACAGUUCCAGGCAAAAGAUCUGACUAUCAAAGAGGCGUGGGUAAAAGGCUCAAGGGCAAAGGAAAGAAACCAAUCCCUCAAACUCAAUCAACGGUGCCUCCCCAACCAACUACUGAGAUGAUGAGCACCAUGGCAGAUAUAUUCUCAGCUAUGCGUGCCACUUGGGGGGAGUCAUGCCGCUCCUCCGGAACAGCAACAACAACCUCCUACGCAACCACAAUUUCAGCCUUCCUCGCAACAACAAUUCCAAAAUUUGUCACAGCAGCAAUUUGA